UUUGUCAGCUUUGAUUUCCCUUAAUUCAAUCAAAACUGGUCACACCACCUCAAUGAAACCCCUACAAUAUCGUAACAUUUUAAACGAAAGGCCCAGAUUAUGAUGAAAAUAGGGGAACUGAGGAACAUCCUUCUUGGUCCGGUGCACACAGAGGAACAGGCUGUUCCACUGGAGCACACUGCAGACAGGUCGGCUGUUGAUGUGGCGUUAUUUUGUACACAACACCCGCAGGCUGUGCAGUCUACGGUGCACGGCCACACCGUUUCUUACACAUCUUGGGUUUAGCCUCGGCAGCGAGCUUGGUGACGCGGGUGUGAUGCGCGCGAACUGUCGGUGUCACCUCGUGAACGCGCAAGAGCAGCAAUGGCCGCUUUGAAUCGGCGAAAUCCUAAUCUCGACGAUUUUGUCGGAUUAAACUGGAGUUGUUGGGUAGAUAGGGUGAAUAUUUUACCAUCUGACGCUGGGUCUACUGAAGACAGCAGCAUGUGUGGGGGGAACCGAUCUGAGACCAUGACCCUCAGGAAAGAAGAUAUGCAUAUAUAUGGCCACUGCCCUGCACAUGAUGAGUUUUAUUUGGUGGUGUGCAGCCACUGUGGCCAGGUGGUGAAGCCUGAAGCCUUUGAGAAGCACUGUGUGAGGCGUCACGGUCCGCUCACAAAGAUGUGUGGCCAGUCAUCUACUUUGGCGCCACAGCAGCGACCUCGGCCUUGCCGGCCUCUUUCCAAUCUGUCCUCCUCUAGAGAGAGACAGAAAGAUGGCAGACAUCAUGAGGACGCCAACCCACCCUCAGCCGCGUUACCUGCCCACCAGCACAGGCCCAGUAAGGCCCAGAGGGAGGCAGUGAGUUUGCCUUCAGUGGAGAAGUUCCCUCAGGAGAACCAUCCCCACCCCCACCACUCCUCGUCCACACCUCGCCUCAGGGUUCCUCCGCGGCACGCGGGACCCCUGCCCCCUGGCCCCUGUUCCUCUUCCACUCCCCCGUCAGAGAGACCUUCUGUGCAGAAGUCCACAGCUGGACAGUCCAGUGAGUCUCACAGUCCUUCGCGGGGAACAAGAACCUACAGCCGGAUUCAUAAAAACAUAGACAAGAAAGAAUGUGACCUGAACAAACACUGCAGAGUUCUGGAUCCAGAAAGGAAGAAGCCGGGCAGCCAGGAGCUUAUAUGCAAUACUGAUUGCAUCCAGCAGCAGCAGAAAGCACUGGGAAGGGCUAAGAGCUUUGAUCAGCUGGCAGUGGAGCAGAGAGCGGCCUCAGCAGGUCGAGAUAUGGAGCAGCUUCUUGUCAAAUUAAAAGACAAAGAGCAACAUUUGGAGGUUUUCGAAGAGAAAAUAACAACUCAGGGCAACAGAUACAACUUCAACAGCAACUGCCACAUUCUCAGGUCCAGGGAUUCACAAGAAAGCUUUCCAGAAGAGGAAGGUGACAGCACUGUAGAAGUGGAGGUACAGCCUCCCUAUCCCUUCAACCAGAGCCUGCUGUCAAGCGAGGAAAGUGAAGAUGAUGAGCAGGAGGAAACUACGGACCUGCCUGCCUCACCCUGGCACCCCAAACCUCUCGGGCUAUGCACUUUUGGAUGCCGCACAUUGGGUUGCAGCAUCUUCACCUUCGACCGCCGUUUGCAUCACCUGCAAUUUGCCCUCAGUGCCAUGUUGGAGCACCAUGUCAGCACACACCUGUGGAAGAAAAUGCCUCAAGUAUCAUCAGGUCUCAGGUCUUGUCAUGUCAAACCACCACCAACUGUCAGGACUGCGGCUAGACCCUCCCAGUCCACUGGCUCCCUCAGUCUCGAGUCUACCUCACUGGGACAACUGGAAACAAAAAGCAGUCAGCACAACUCUCAGAGUACCAAACCGCCUUCCUCCACCUCCUCUGCGAGCUUUGGGCCUGGCCGACGGGGCAACGCUGUCGGGCGACCAAGCAAGGCUCAGCUGAAGGAGGUGGCCCUUAUGCAAGAUGCAAGUACAGCACAGAAAGCCACCAGGCUGCCACACAGCAGGGAGGAUAAAUCCUCCAGACACAUCAGGGAUCCCCCCCUCCAGGAGAAGGCCCAGCCACACAUCCCCUCCUUUCAAGGACCAGCCACUGUUACCUUCUCACGUGGAAAGAAGCCAUGUCCUCCUCUGCCACUGCAGCCCUCAGAGAGACACUUGUCAGGUUUGGAGAAGCGUUCCCCUUUACCUGCGACAACCCACUGCUCCCCCCGCAGCAGAGGGAAGCCCCCAGGAAUUCAGCAGAAGGUGGUGGGUUAUGAUCACAAGGGUCGUGGCCAAAAGCGCAAAGGCAGCAGUGAGCAGCCCCCCCUCAGCUCCUCAGUAUCCAGAACCUCCAAGUGUAAGCGCUUGUCCUCUCCUUCCCGCUCCAGCCUCCUCACCUGGAAGGGAGAGAAUAUUGGUUCUUGCCUGGAGAAAAGAUCAAACUCCUAAAGAGCGAGUGGACUCACUCACCCUGCAGGUAAUAGGCUGCAAACACUCAGUGUUUUUUUUUUUUGUUUAUGCAGAUCUUGUCCUGUAAGCAUGAAACGCCUGUCUGUAGUAUGAAUGUCUGAAUAUGUUUUGAGGAGUGUGUUUGUCCACAUUUAUUUAUGUCUUCACGUUUUUAUGCACAGACAUCAGGAAUAAGUGUUUGUCUGCAUUUUACUGUGUGUUUCUUUUUGCAAAAUGUCUUCUUUUCUACAUGACUAAAUGUCUCACUUUAUUACCUGUGUAAGAAAAUAAAAAUACCUCAAACUACUAAUUAUGCUGCUAAAAUGAAAAGUCACUUCAUGGCGAAACAAAUAAAAAUUCUU
Seriola aureovittata is the source of this 2786-nucleotide messenger RNA. RefSeq names its product ataxin 7-like 2b (gene atxn7l2b). Lineage: Eukaryota; Metazoa; Chordata; Actinopteri; Carangiformes; Carangidae. Bases 364 to 2424 code for a protein of 686 amino acids. The transcript is spliced from 9 exons. The record is from RefSeq and is a predicted model, not a curated record.